UUUAAGCAUAAUUUUCAUUUCAUUUCACUCCAUAUUAAUCUCGUAUAAUAACGUAUGUAAUAAUCUCGUAUGAUUUAAUCUCGUAUAACGAAGCGUUCAAUAGAGGUUGUUGGACGCCGGAAACUACAUACCGAAUCCUCUAGACCGAAUGGUACAGUCACCGUCGCCCCAAACCCGUCAUUUCGGAUCCUGAUGAUACAAUAACGAUGCUUUUAGGCUUUCCAAGCACCGGUCGCUGUUCUCGUCAAACCCGUGUAAAGCGACGAAGGGUUCAUCUUGAAAACUAACCUACACACGCAGCCCACAGCCACAGAAUAAACACAUCACGAAAUGCAAUGCUGCUUUUUUUUGGGUUUUUUUCCCUACAUAAGCUGAUAGCCUAAGAGGCUAUUUCAGCUUCACCCUAACGUAUAGGUGAGCUCACGGGGCUAAACCGGAAGUGUUGCUAACAUUGUCCCUAGCAGGAACAGUGCUUCGCAAAAUCUAUCACCGGAUCGGAAACGCGACCCACUGAGAAGAUCCAGCGAGAAACUCAGUGGGCCAAUGCGGUGUGUAGUACAAUUUCAUUACGACGUUACAAAAAAAAACGCUGACGUAGAAUAUUUUAGUAUUCUUUACGAGUAUGCAUUUUAAAUAACACAGCGCGGCGGGAAGAACGGCGUGCGAUCGCGCCGCGACCGGUGGCCGCGGUCGCGCCCCUCUCGCCCCGAGAGCACGCGGCAAGCCGCGGACGCCCGCCAUUAUCUGCGGCAGUCGGCAGUCGCGACAGCGCAUCACUACGGCUAAGCGCGUCUCGGUUUGCCGCGUACACCGCGCACAAAUAAAAUGGCCCGAAACUUAACCCUAUCCAGUGAAAAAAUGGAGUUAUUGAUUGAGGAAGUCAAAAGACGUCCCUGCCUUUGGGAUCGGACGCACGAAGACUACAAGAUACGCGCUUGGACGAAGAAGAAGUGGCUUGAAGUGUUGGAUGCUAUGCAACUGCCUCACACGUUAGACAAACUAAUUCAAGUGAAAUGGAAAAACCUGAAAGAUGUUUAUGUGAAAAAAUCUAGACCAAAUAUUGCAAAAAACCAGCGAGAAUCGUGGCGCUACUACAACUGUUUGAGGUUCUUAGAUAAUCCGGCGGUUUCGAAGAUUAGCGAAAGCAAUAGCGGAGAGGACAGCCAGACGGAAGAGACUGAAGUGGAACAGCGUCACGAAGAAUCAAGUUCUGAUGACGACGAAGAGAACAAACACAAUCACAACGAACAUUAUCCUUCAAAACGCAACACUGUGACGUACUAUAACGAAACGGACAGCGAAUACGACAUGAUGUUCUUAAGGUCUCUGGCUCCGUAUUUUAGGGAGUUGGAGCCGGUGAGGAAGCUGGUCGUCAGGUGCAAGAUACAGGACGUGCUGUUAAAAGAGAUAGCAGGGCAGAGGGGGGCCACGCAGACGAUGUAUGCAGACCAGAGUGAAGAUAGUACGAUGAUCAAAGCGGAACCGCCUAUAUAAUACAUUCCCUAUCUAGUAUUUUUUUUUAUUGCCCUUGUAGGCAGACGAGCAUACGGCUGAUGGUGAGUGGUCACCGUCGCCCAUGGACGUCAGCAAUGCCAGGGGCAGAGCCAAGCCGCUGCCUACCGUUAAGUACUCUCCACAAACCUCAUUUGAAGAAGGACAUGUCAAAGCGCUCGGGAAACACCGUGGAGAGGAGCUCAUUCCAAAGCCGGAUGGUAAAUUACCCAGAUAAAUUGACCCAGAAUAUUUGCAAGCCUUUGUAGUGGGUCCAGCCACUACACAUUCUGUAGUUCCUUGACGCGUGCAGUAUACAAGUCCCGAGUGCAUUGGAAUCAUAGUCAUUGUAUUAAAACUAAAAAGUGAGGUUAUUUUCGAAGAGUUUAAGUGAAACUUGAACACUGAUAAAAACUCCCUACAAAUAUACAAUAGUAAAUUAUAUAGGAAUGAAAACGAUUAAUGAUUUAAAUGUACAAGUGUAAUAAUUAUAGAUAAGUGACUAAGACUGCGAAAAAUAAACAUGUUUAUUUUAGGUCUGUAUGAUUUAUGAGGCAACAUUGAAAGUAUUGUUGUAUAUAAAACUGUAUUUUAAAUUUUUGUGUACAACACAAUUGGAUUCUAUGAAUUUUAAUUUGACCUACACUGACUUAAUCGUAAUGGAAAUAAAUAAAUAUAAGGAAAAUAAAAUUCGUUCUUUGAUAUUUAGACGAGCAAUCGCUGGGUGACUAUUUCUAUGUAUGUAGGUACUAGUGUUCGCCAAAAAAUCUAAUUCUGAUAAUACCUAAUUGCUUACACGUACGUACAGUUUCGAUUUUAUUGUAAUAAUGAUAUUAAAGAUAAUAGUCACCUUAAAUUUUUUUAUGCCAGAAAUGAGAAAUAAUAAAUUUGUUGAAAAACAGUAAAACAAUUUA
This is a messenger RNA of Bombyx mori (domestic silkworm), 2405 nucleotides long. RefSeq names its product transcription factor Adf-1. Gene Ontology annotation, molecular function: DNA binding. Bases 826 to 1494 code for a protein of 222 amino acids. The transcript has 2 exons. Lineage: Eukaryota; Metazoa; Arthropoda; Insecta; Lepidoptera; Bombycidae. The record is from RefSeq and is a predicted model, not a curated record.